Cyprinodon variegatus (sheepshead minnow) is the source of this 865-nucleotide messenger RNA. Its product is annotated as protein phosphatase 1 regulatory subunit 12B-like. Gene Ontology annotation, cellular component: cytoplasm. The transcript has 7 exons. NCBI's taxonomy places the organism in Eukaryota, Metazoa, Chordata, Actinopteri, Cyprinodontiformes, Cyprinodontidae. The record is from RefSeq and is a predicted model, not a curated record. Gene Ontology annotation, molecular function: enzyme inhibitor activity; protein kinase binding; phosphatase regulator activity. Bases 154 to 699 code for a protein of 181 amino acids.
CAUUCAUCAAACUGAAACAAUCUCAUGUGAAUUUUAGCUCACGUCAGGCUUUUCUUUUUUUUUUACUUUUUAUAACUUGUGAUUUAUUUUUCUUUAUUCGGUGUUUUGUGUCACAGAAGAGCUGUAUGCAGUGCUCCCAGCAGUGCAGGAGAAAUGUCAUCUCUGCUUUCUCAAAACAAAGAUGAGCCACUUAUCAGAAAAUCUCUGUCUGACUCUUGUCCAGCUUCAUCUGCUACCAACACCAGGAGCCUGAGGCAUGAAAGGCUGUCUAGACUGAGCUCAUCCAGCUCAUCUGAUGUCCCAAACGACACAUCAACAAACCAUGCAGAGUCUUAUUUUUUACGAAGGGAGAACAGGCUGUCGGCAAGGAAAAAGGCAGAAGAAGAGAUGAAUAGUGACUAUAAAAAGAUGUAUGAAAAGGCACUGGCAACAAAUGAAAGGCUCAAAUCCCGACUGGAGACCAGUAAACAAGACUUGGCCACAGUUAAAGACCAGCUGCAUCAAGCACAGAAGGGGUCAGAAGAUGAUUGUAGCUCCCACAUGCUAGAAGCAGAGAAAAAGGAAAGUUGGAGCCUUAAAAAGAGGAUAUCAGAUAUGGAAGAACAGUUAAAGGUGAAAGCUGAGCUGAAGCAGGAGAACCAGAGGUUGAAGGAUGAGAAUGGGGCUUUAAUCCGUGUCAUCACUAAACUCUCCAAGUAAAACAGGAAGCAGGCGGGGGCAAGCAAGGGGGAAGCUAUUUUUAUUUCCAUUAAAGGGUGGAAGUCGACCUCUGCCUUGACGACUUUAAAGACUGUGGAUCUGCUGAGACUCUCAUGACAUUUUGCAUUGUUGUUAUAUUGGUUGUGUAAAAAACAAUAAAGUUCUU